Molecule: messenger RNA, 1684 nt
Organism: Calypte anna (Anna's hummingbird)
Lineage: Eukaryota; Metazoa; Chordata; Aves; Apodiformes; Trochilidae
Gene: MAFB
Product: MAF bZIP transcription factor B
Exons: 1
Coding region: 707-1639 (310 amino acids)
Biological process (GO): regulation of transcription by RNA polymerase II; regulation of myeloid cell differentiation
Cellular component (GO): nucleus
Molecular function (GO): RNA polymerase II cis-regulatory region sequence-specific DNA binding; DNA-binding transcription factor activity, RNA polymerase II-specific
Source: RefSeq, a predicted model, not a curated record
UGCACGACGAGCGCUGGAGGCGGCAGCUACAGCGGAGACCUGGGUUUUUCUCGUCCCCCUUCUCCUCCUUUUUUUUUUUUUUCCUCCUUUUUCCCCUCCUUCCUCCCCCUCUUCCCUCCCCUUCCCCUGCGCUGCCAGAGCCAGAGAAAACUCCCGUGCAAAGCCCAGGCACCGCCGCCAAAUAGCCAGUGCGCUCCGCGGCCGCCUGCUCGGACUGGAAAGUUGCGGCAGACUCCGGUGCUACCGCGGGGAGAAGGCUCCGGACUUACAAAAACCCAGACGGGGGCAGGGGCUAGACGUUUUGCACCGCUCUUCUUCUUCCUGCACAGACCCGAAGGCAGCAUCUUUUGUUUUGUUUUGCUUUUUGACCUUUCUGCUGCUGCUCCUUUCUCCUUCCAACCGGGUGUCUCAGGGCCAGGAGCUGCAGCAGCCUGCGGUGCGGUGCGAACGCUGAUACAAAAAGACAGAGAACAUCCAGGCGGCCCCGGGUGCCGGCUCGUCCUUGGCUUUGUUACUCGAGGCUGAAGAAGCCCCAGAAGCCGGGAGAAGGAGGAGGCGGCGGUGGAGGGGAAGCAGAGGAAAGGAAGCGAGAAAGCAAAGGCAAAGUUGAUUUGGUAUAAGGGAGCGCGGUCAGCCCUCUGCCAGGCUGCGCGCUGGAGUGAGGUCUCCAGCCCCCUCCGCCGGGAGAGGUGCCCGCAAGACAGCGAUGGCCGGAGAGCUCAGUAUCGGAGCCGAGCUGCCCACUAGCCCCCUGGCCAUGGAGUACGUCAACGACUUCGACCUGAUGAAGUUCGACGUGAAGAAGGAGCCCCUGGGCAGGAACGACCGCUCGGGCAGGCACUGCACCCGCCUGCAGCCUGCCGGCUCCGUCUCCUCCACCCCUAUCAGCACUCCCUGCAGCUCCGUGCCCUCCUCGCCCAGCUUCAGCCCCACCGAGCAAAAGACCCACUUGGAGGACCUGUACUGGAUGGCCAACAGCUACCAGCAGAUGAACCCCGAAGCGCUGAACCUCACCCCAGAGGACGCUGUCGAAGCCCUCAUAGGGUCCCACCAGGUUCAGCAGCUGCAAGGUUUUGAGAGCUUCCGGGCCCACCACCACCAUCAUCACCACCAUCACCAACACCACCACCAGUAUCCCGCAGUCACUCACGAAGACCUGGCCGGCAGCGGGCACCCUCACCACCACCACCAUCAUCACCACCAGGCCUCUCCCACCCCUUCCACCUCCUCCAGCUCCUCCCAGCAGCUCCAGAACUCGCAUCAGCAGCAUCCCCCCUCCAGCAGUGUGGAGGACCGGUUCUCGGAUGACCAGCUGGUCUCCAUGUCCGUGAGGGAGCUCAACAGGCAUCUCCGAGGCUUCACCAAAGACGAGGUGAUCCGCCUCAAGCAGAAGAGGAGGACCUUGAAGAACAGGGGCUAUGCCCAGUCCUGCAGGUAUAAACGUGUCCAGCAGAAACACCACCUGGAGAAUGAAAAGACCCAGCUCAUUCAGCAGGUGGAACAGCUCAAGCAAGAAGUGACCCGGCUGGCCAGAGAGAGAGACGCCUACAAGCUCAAGUGUGAGAAACUUGCCAGCAAUGGCUUCAGAGAGGCCGGCUCCACCAGUGACAACCCAUCUUCCCCUGAGUUCUUCAUGUGAGUGCUUAACAAAAAUAAUUAAAAAACAAACAAACAAAAAAAAACC